Plutella xylostella (diamondback moth) is the source of this 1023-nucleotide messenger RNA. NCBI's taxonomy places the organism in Eukaryota, Metazoa, Arthropoda, Insecta, Lepidoptera, Plutellidae. The record is from RefSeq and is a predicted model, not a curated record.
AUGAGCAGCCUCGCCGCCACCACGUCAAGACGACCCUUUGCACGAGUCGUCGACGGGGGGAGCCCUCCCUCUUCCACCGGUGGCCGCUUCAUCGAGUCUGGACCCAGACGACCCACAGGCUAUCAACAGCCUUCCAUGAAGAAAGCGUGCAAGCCUGCACCGCUACACCCUUCGUGCUGCCCCACGUGGCAUAACCCCGCUGCUUCCUCGCAGCGCGGGGACUCCGCUGACUACCCUCCGUCAGCACCUGUGAGCAAAUCAAUUGUGCUCGUUUGGCACCGCACCCCGCCGUGCCACCCCACCGCUAUGAAACAGCGUGGGGACUCUCCUGGCUACAGACAGCCAUCACCUGGGACACCAGCGUCCCAUCCUAAGCGCCCCCAGCCGCGCAAGACCCGUCCAGCCGCACAUCCCGUGCGCCGUGAGACUCCAACUGGCACCCUGCCGGUUACCACACCGCUCGCAACCGCUGAGCGCCGCACCCUGCGGCACCGUCCCACUGUACACACCGUGCAGUGUGGGAUUUCCACUGGCUGCCCCCAGCCAGCACCGGGGCCUGUCAGCAAGACCGCUGCGAUGGCAUUCCAUGCGCACUGCCCCUUGCCGUGCUGCAACGUUCCUGCGCGCCGCCCUUCGCCGAGCCGCAACUUCCCCGCUGCAUUUACACAGCGCGGGGUCUCCAUUGGCUUGUCCGAGCCAACUCCAGCCCCGACGACAAAGCCUGCGCCACUGACGAUCAGUGCGCGCGGCUCCCCGUCAUGCUACCCCGCUGCUCUGAGCCAGCGCGGGGUCUCCGCUGCAACCGCAGCCAUUCCUGAACUUCCGCCGACUGCAACCAGCAGCCCAGCCAUGGUGCAGAGACCGCCACCGAGGUGGCCCCGACGCGGCUGCGUUACUCGCUUCAGGAAGAACCAGCCACAAGUGGAAGCUUCAUCGUGCCCAUUGACGCCCACACCGGUCGUCAAUCCAGAAGGGCUAUCCACACCACCCCCGGCCGCACCAAGAAUGCGGCAGACAGCAUGA